Molecule: messenger RNA, 852 nt
Organism: Fonsecaea multimorphosa CBS 102226
Lineage: Eukaryota; Fungi; Ascomycota; Eurotiomycetes; Chaetothyriales; Herpotrichiellaceae
Exons: 2
Coding region: 1-852 (283 amino acids)
Source: RefSeq, a predicted model, not a curated record
AUGACGCUGGGCAACCAACGAUCGGCGGGAACGAGAGCCAUUUUACGAGAACUUCCAGCACCAAUGCUAGCACCUUUGGGCCCUCUGAAGGCCACAGCAAAGAUCAGGGCUAGAGUCAAGGCCAGGACACCGUUGGCGGCUCAAGUGGAGGAUCCAGUCCCAGUCGUCAAUCACGGCAUCCACCACGACGUCGAUGGUGAAGAAGAGCGACUCGAGGACGAAAAUGUGAACAACAGCAACAGGCGAGGGAGAUCCAACACAACAUCCUCUUUCUGGACCACGGCUUCGUCGUCGAGCUCGAUACGUGCCAUCCGGCGCAGCGAGAGCAGCCACCCUAAUCCUCACCACGAAAAUAUCGACGAAGCUGCGAGUUUCUCGAUCGAAGCACCCAUCGAAGCCGAAAUUGUUGCAGCCACAGAGAGUGCGUCAGGCACAGGGCCAGUAGGGCCAAGCGCUGGUUCCACCACUACUGGUACCACUACCGCAGCCUCGGCGUCAUCGGUGUCAUUCGCGGGAGCUUUACCCAGAAGAGGGCCUAGAAGGGCUCAUCAGCCCACGGAAGCCACAGACUCUGGGCCAAGAUCGGCAUCUUCAGCAUCAGCUUCAUCAGCAGCGGCCAGUGCACCACCACCACUGGCACCAGUGCCACCGGUAUCGAAUGGCGGCGGGAGAACAGCCGGAGUGGACCAUCAUCAGAGGGACCCGCGGCUGAUAACACCACUCUGCCGGCAUCUUCUCAGCCUGGGUGCAGCCAUUCCCGCCCAGAGCACCCACUGGAUGCCCGCCAGUGCCACCCAGCACGCAACCUGCCAUGCCUCCCCUACCCACUCUUUGGACCCUCCCGUCCAAUAA